Messenger RNA from Salvia splendens (bonfire salvia), 3091 nucleotides. Its product is annotated as nuclear pore complex protein DDB_G0274915-like. Gene Ontology annotation, molecular function: microtubule binding. NCBI's taxonomy places the organism in Eukaryota, Viridiplantae, Streptophyta, Magnoliopsida, Lamiales, Lamiaceae. The record is from RefSeq and is a predicted model, not a curated record. The transcript has 8 exons. Bases 76 to 2613 code for a protein of 845 amino acids.
CUGAUUUCAAUUUCAAAUCCAAGGUCUCUACUCGCGGAGCAUAUUGGAGUCUGGUUCUUCGAUUAAUCGGAAAAAAUGGAGAUCGGGGGGUGUCAGGAGAUUGAUCUUCAACUUGAAGCCGACGAUCUCAUUGGAAAUUUUCAGUUCCCAGAAACGUUGGAUGCUAAUAAAGAAGUUAAUAGUGUUGGCAUUGAUGUGAAUGGUCGCUUGCCCGAACUGCAUGAAUCGACAGAACCUGAAAGAAACCAGAGAAAUGGAAGGCAUAACUUGCGGAAAAGCCUAGCCUGGGACCCUGCCUUCUCCACCAAUGAGGGAGUACUAGACCCAGAAGAAAUGUCAAGCAUGAUUACCAAAUCAGAUAAAAAUGAAAAGCAUAUAUUACCAGGGAUUCAAGAAGAACUGACAGGGUCAACUGAGUCUAUCUCUACUCUUCGAAGUGAUAGUUUGAUUCUAGAAAGCAAUGAUGAUGACUUGUUUUUGGACAUUAGAGCUUCCAUCCAAAGAUCCAGUAAGAAAGCACCCAACUUGAUCAAUUCAAGCAGUAAGAUAGCAGCUAUGGUGCUAAAUGGCCCGGCCAUUUCAUCUCCAAAGAAGGAAGAUGUUGUUUCUAAAAAUAAGUGCCAAAAACCAGGUGUGAAGAAAACUACUGGCCUGCAGACUGUCCGGAUGUCAAAAUCUCAGCUAAAACCAAUUGGGAAGUUAGCAUCAGGAAGAUCAAUCAAGCCGGAUUCUGUUCAAUCACAGGCUGGAUCUAUUGGUAAAAGUGGAGAGACGAAUUCAGUUGUUUCCAAACCACUCAAAACCAUUAGCAGCUAUGUUCCCUCUUCAACUGCAGCAAAGCGGGAGUCUCUUGGAAUCGGUCGUCUCAAACCUGAAUGUGGUAGCUCUAAAAGUGGAGAGACGAAUUCAGUUGUUCCCAAACGACUCAAAACUGUUAGCAGCUAUGUUCCCUCCUCAACCGCAGCAAAGCGGGAGUUUCUUGGAAUUGGUCGUCUCAAACCUGAAUGUGGUAGCUCUAAACAAGAAUCUGUCUCUGGAAAAGUGACUCAGCUACACAAAGUGUCUGCAUUAGGUGGUUCCAAAAAGGUGCUGUCAAAGCCUGCUGUAUCACCAAAGUUUUCUUCAGUGCGCUCUUCAACUACAAGUAAUAUGCCUUCGACAAGGUCCUCUACUUCAAGCGACAACUCUAUUAGCACAUCCUCUGGGAAUGCUGCUAAGCCUACACUUAAGGCUGCAAGAAGAAAUCUAGGCAAAAGCAGCACCAAUAGUCCUGGCCACUCUGGCUCCAUCCCUAGAACUCCAUCAAGAGCUCUACCAAAGAACAAACUGCCAGCCUCUAAUCUUUCGGCUUAUCUCAAGUCUACAAAGCUCUCCACAAGUGUCUCACCAGCCAGUUCAAUUAGUGAAUGGUCUUCAAUGUCAUCCCUACGAUCUAGUUACUCAAGGAGCAGCAUAGAUACCAGUUCUUGUAGGUCAGUGGAUGGUGAAAACAUGCGUUCGGAUCCAAGGUGUAAGGUAGCUGGUCAAAUGGCUGAAAGAAAAGGAAACCAUGGAGCAAUUUCAUCAAGCAACACUCCUAAAAAAUCCACAUCAACAUCUGGUAUCCUUCAGGCUCCUAUGAAACCAUCUGAUACCCUUCAGGCUCCUACGAAAUUAUCAGGAUUACGAUUGCCAUCACCCAAAAUUGGCUUUUUUGAUGGGUCAUCGUCUCGUACUCCUGGUAGACAUAACCGCUCUCCCUCUGUCUUGUACCCUGUGAUUCCCAAGAAUGCACCAACUGCAUCCACUCCAACUCGAAGCUCAAAUGGAAAACUGAAGAGUUCAAACAUACCAAUGGCUAGAAUGUCAAAUUCUUUGACAAGCAUAAAGUCUCCAAAGGCUGUAUCUGUUGCCUCCUCACAAGAAAAGUCAUGUGCAUUCGUAAAACCAUAUAGUGUUUCAACGGGUGUAACUGAUACUUCUAGCUUGUCUGAUGGGGUGAAAGUCAUGCGCACUGCUGAUGACACUGACAACUUAGGGGAUUUGAGUUUGCCUAAAAACAUGACAUUUGGGGAUAUCACUGCUGCUACAAGUGAAGGUAACAAUGCUUAUGCGUCAGAAUAUAUCAGUCAAAUUAGGGAUAAUCUGGUUAUGAAGGACGAGCUUAAGAAGAACUUGGUUCCUACUCCUGAAGCAGUAAAGGAAGAUGGAGAUCCUGCUACCUAUCCAGGGGAUGGGUUAACAGGAGACAAGACAGGCACAUGUGAAAAAAAUCUGGAGCCAAAUUCUCAGCUUCUUAGUGAUAUAUCAGAAUGUGCACUCUCUUCUACUGCAGCUACCUCUGAGGCUGCAGCUUGUGGAUCACCUACUACUCCCAAGAAUAGCGAAUGUGUUGAUAAUCCAAAGGAGCUGGUUAUUCCGGUUGCAGUUGCAGAAAAUGUAGGCGUUGCAUUGCCUUCUUCAGGCUCAGAAAAUAUUAUUCAAACUAAGGAUGGCCUGAUCAAUUGCGAGCUUAAGAAGAAUUUGAUUCCAACCUCUGGAGCAACAGAAAAGGAAAUGUUCCUACGAAAUUUGAAGUGGGAGGAGGAUCGACAGAAGACAAGCAAGGCAUAUAUAACAAAAACCAGGAGCUGAAUUGUCAACUUGUUAGUGAUACAUCAGAAUGUGAACUGUCACCUACUGCAGAUGAGGCUGCAGUACACAGAACCCCGUUUGCUCUAAAGAAUCUCUCCAACUGUAUAAAAUGUGCUGGUAAGCCUACAGAGGCGGCUAUCCAGAUUGCAAUAGCAGAGAAUGUAUUGCCUUGUUCUGAAGAUAAAGAGAAUAGCUAACCUACACUUCACAUAAGCUGUCCUCAACUAAUGUAGCUCAAUCAGAUUCAGCGAAGGUUGCUCAUGAAGCCAUAUUGUUCGACAUCUCCCUCAAGAAGAGCAGACGCAAAUGGAAGGAUAUUGACACAUUGUUCUAUUUAUGAGAAGCAUUUGCUCAACAUCUCAUAUUUUUCCUUUUUUCCUGUGUACUCGUAAGUCUUAGAUACAAACUUGAUGUUGUUUAAACAUUGUAUAUACGAUUUACAACACAUAAUCAAUUUGGAUGCAAUUCCAACACAGCU